AUGCUCCGCAAAGCAUCUCAACGGUUGCUUUCAAAAUGGAGAAAGAAUGAUUCAAAAAGUCGAUAUGAGCAAGAUUCAGAACAAGCUUCACGAAUUAAUGACGCACAUGACUCAGACGACCGUACACCUCUUCUUUUCGACACUUCCUCUACCCUUGUGACAGAGAACUUGAAGAAAGAGGACAGUACCCCACUUUGGCGUCCACCACCGCCACCACCUCAGCGUAUUUGCGACACACCUUUCCCCAAACGCAAGUCAGACACUGUCUGGCCUACCCAGCGCUCAGUACUUCCGACUGUAUCUUCUCAAGCCAAAAGCUCGCAACCAUGCUCUCUGUACUCCAUUCCAAACAUCACUGGCGACCUUCCUUCACCUCCCGAACAUGACAGCCAGGCGUCAUCUCCUUCUCUGGUUGAGAGUCGGAAUCUGCUGUGGAAACGAAGUGGAGAGCACAGCGAGCUCUUUAUCCCGAUCCUCAAGAUGGUCAAAGAACGAGAUGAGACGGAGGAUGGGCAGGUGGUCGACGACAUGCCGCCACCAGCCAUUUUCUAUGCAGCUGCAAUGCGUGCGCAGCCCCUCCACGCGCUCGCGGAGGAGGAGGAGGAAGAAGAAGAAGAAGAGAGCGGACAUUUCAACGAGAUCUUCGAUGAGAAGACUCGCCUACUCGAUUUCUUCCCCGUUCCUCCCUCGUCUACACCGCUUGGACUGCCGUCCUUCGUCUCUCGGUGGUCCCAGCGCCCCUUAUCCGACUCAUGGGCACGAAUCCCAGAGGUCCGGCCCUCAGGAUCGGCCGACUCACAUUCCUCCUCGCCAUCGUCCAUCUUCACAGCCCUUUCUCUGGACCCGUUCGAGGACCCCAAGGGCGACUGUUCGUCUUUGGACUCGGGCUGUGGCACGCCUGAUAUGACGGAUGUUUCGUCGGUCUCUGACGAGAGCUUCGGGGUGCUUAGACGAUCCCAGCCGACGGGGCAUAAGGCCCUUCACAAACGCGCUUCAGUGGGCAAGACAAGGGCCUAA
Molecule: messenger RNA, 1017 nt
Organism: Cyclocybe aegerita
Lineage: Eukaryota; Fungi; Basidiomycota; Agaricomycetes; Agaricales; Hemipholiotaceae
Source: the annotation of a GenBank genome assembly